ACAGCCAAACAAGGCCACACCACGCCGUAGGUUGCGCUGGCAAUGCAUCCCCUCCAUGCCUGCAACAGCUCGCUAGCGGCAACCCCGAUUGCUUGGCCCUAAAUCCGAUGACUUCUCACACGAGGCUGCCGCCUGGCGGUCAGCGCCCGCAGUUUAUCAUCUCGUCGGAUGUCUAUCUAGGCUAUCUCGAGAAUUGCAGCCUGGCCCUCCAUGUCAGUUGGAUCGAUUCACCCUAGUAGCUAGAUUCAAUCGAUCACGAACUAUCAACUCGGCGACAUCAUUUGGUAAUAGAUGCUUUAUAUCCUACAAGACUCUUUCAAACUUAGCUGAAGAGAGAGAUACGCGACAGCUCAACGUCUCUUGGGAGGUAUCAUCCCGUCUUCACAAUGAUCGUCCCCAGUCUGGAGGUAGUAUAUCCUACAAACACCACUAUCGCACCACCAGGAUGGCGACCACAAAUAGACAUCAUCUGCAUCCACGAUUUGGGCGGGUCUCCCAAGGCGACAUGGCACCACGAUGAGUCUGGUAAGACCUGGAUAUCAGAUCCCGACUUUCUUGGAAGCUUCAACGACUCGGUACGAAUAUGGGCGUAUGGAUACAACUCUGAGCCUGUGGCAAACAUGACGCCUGCCAGUAUUGCACUUCAUGCCGACGACCUUCUGGCAUCCAUGAUGAAUGGAUAUAGGGAGUACGGCGGUGGCCCUACUAUAUUCAUAGCCCACGGACUUGGAGGAACCAUAGUCAAGAAGGCAGUUGAACUAUACACAUACUGUCCGGAGUACUUUGUCAUCAAAGACCUUGCAGCGAGCAUCAUCUUCUUGGGCACUGUUCAUCAUCCGACCGAUUCCGAAGGUGUUUUAAAGGCAGUGAAGGCAACAGUGACGGCCGGCUUAACGAAGAACUCGGCGGACCCGUCAAUGGAUGAGAUAAGACAGUUUUCGGAAACUGUUAGGCAAGUCAACAACAAUUUUGUCAACAAGACUAUGCCCCGUUUCCUGAUCCUCAACUGUCUUGCCAAGCGGUCAAUCAAGGUUACCGCCGAUGACGGUACAUCUUCCAGAAAUCGAAUCGUUUCCGGGAGAUGCGGUGAGAUGAACUCUGCCAACGUCAAGAAUGUGUCGUUGGACUGCAAUCACCUCGAGUUGACACAGAUUCCUUCGCCAUCAAGCCAGGUCCAUACAAUUCUAACCGAGAACAUUGACGAGAUAAUACAAAUCAUCUUGGCACGAGAUAAGAGAAGGGUCAUUUUCUCGCCACCGCCGCCAGCAACACUGAACACGGCCGGUCCGUCGCCACCAUCGCCGCCAGAUCCUGAAAAGCUUGGAAGGCCGUCACAUAUGCCUAAAGGUCGGAUCAUUCCUGGCCCACCGCAGCGGGUCACAGACACGGAGUCGUUCCAGCUGUGGGCAAGGAAGAAAAAUGCUGAAUACAUAGGGAAGUAUCGAGACACACUUCUCAACAAACUCGGCACAUGGGACCAAACACACCUCGGCCAUGAUAUCUAUCCUAUACCCGGAACAUGCACCUGGAUACAAUCAGACCCGACCUUCAGGGACUGGCUGAAAUCAAACAAGGCCGAUUGUAUGUAUAUAUUUGGAGGAUCUGGGUGCGGCAAGACGUAUCUGGCAAAAUUCAUUGCCAACUACUUGGCUGGGGACCGCCCUCGACCGUCUCCAACAUAUGGUAACGUGGUGCUUUCGUUCUUUUGCAACGUGAGUGCAACGGGGAACAAGCAACCUUCAAUCUUGGAGUACUUCAUCAAGUCACUCUUGAUGUCUACCCUUUGGUUCGAGUCAUUAUCCUCCCAGUUUUGGUAUCUCCAAGAAGAUGGCGAAAAGCUUGAUCUCGGCUCACUCUUCGAAAUCCUACGCCAGUUCAUGACAAGGCAUCAACCGACCACGGGGCCUCCAAGAACAACAGAAGUCUUCUUGAUCAUAGACGGACUUCAGGAGUGCGAUGUUACCUAUGUCCGAGAUUUUUUGCAUCUGGUUGGCAGCCUUGUCGACAGCCCUCCCCCCCGAGGACCACCGCCUCCGGGGUCAGUUGGGCCAGCCCAACACUUUGCUCGGGAAACCGUCAGAUUCAAAUUCUUGUUUACGCAUUCUCCAAACGAAGUCUUUUCUCUGGCAUCUCCUCGGGCAGUCAGAAUCGGAAUGGCUGACGCAGAUGUGGAGGAGAACAUCAGCAAGUUCAUCGAUGUGGAGGCGAAAACAAUCUUCAAGGCCAAGAAGCUUGUGCAGUCUCCUGAAGAAAUAUGCUCAUGGAUAAAAGGCAAAUCGGGAAGCUUUUUCUUCUUUGCAAAAUUCUUCCUGCACAACUUCGUUGCCACGGCCGAGGAUGCGGAUGCCUGCGAAUUCUCCAUGACCACAAGACUGAUCCCUUGCCCGGAACUGCUCGGACAGUACUACGGUUAUGAACUCCUCCCGAUAUUCCAGAACAUCGACAACCAGAACUAUCUUCUUUCAAUCCUACAGAUCGUCAUCAAUUCCAAGUCAUCAAUCAGUAGGGAAGAGAUACAAGAUGCUAUCGCCUGCCUUCACGACGAUUCUCGUUUGAGGCGUCUCGAUAUUCCCAGUGUUCUCCAGCAAAAAUGCCCCCGGCUCAUCCAUGUUGACGACAAUUCCGAACUCCGUAUCACACACCAAUCAUUCUGUUCUCACUUCAGGACAUACAUAAACAAAGAACAACAACACGCUAAUAUGGCCUUUCUGUGCCUGAAGUAUCUUUCGCAGCCCAUUUUUGGUCGCGAUUGUGAUGAUUCGCCAACGGAGCUACCUAGACAUCACCCCUUCUAUAAUUAUGCAGCGCGUUGGUGGGAAGAUCAUUUCCGUCUCUCGGACAGAGAGGGGACAAAGCUGUUGUCCCAGCUUGGUCAUUUCAUCACCUCCCCAUGCUACAACACCUGGUCCUCACACCGGUCUUGGAAUAUUGCGACAAGUCAAUGGGCUCGCAGAACUCCAAUGUACAAUGCGAUGAUGUCGAAUCCCUGGAUCCCCCCGGCUAUCACUCUCACAAAGGCCAAUGCCGGCCAUCUCAUUAGCGAGCUUCAAGACACUUACGGCAUGGUUGAACCUAAGUCUAGGUCAUGGAAAACUAAUGCAUCAAUCCUAGCCGCGAAAUUUCCGUACAGGCUUGAUGCUUUUCCCGGCUUGAACAGACUGCUCGAGAACGCUCAUCCAAAGCCAGACUUUUCUGUGCGAGAUGCAGCCGGCCACACACCUCUGAUGACGGCAGCGAUGGCACCAGACGGCUUGCCUGACAUGGUUGAGUUUUUGCUUCAAAAGACGCAGGAUGUCAAUGAACGAAGCUCCGUCCACGGGGAUACAGCACUCUUACUUCUCUGCAGGUUUCUGGACCUGCGUGAUGACUUGCUCUUCGGUAAUAUGCUCUCCCUGUUCCUCGCCGCGGGGGCAGACCCCAACAUAUCUGGACUCGACGGGAAGACAUGUCUUUUGGAGGCAUGCGAGAGGAAUUCGGUAACAAUGGUAGAGCUAUUGCUCCGCGCCGGCGCAAGCCCCAAUGCUUCAACUAUUGACGGAAACACCCCGCUCCGCGAAGCAUUGAUGAACUCAAAUGUGGCAAUCGUCGAAAGACUGAUCGCACACGAUGUUGACUUGGAUAUGAACUUUCCCUGGCCAAGUGACCAGACGCCUUUGACAUUUGUCAUCAUCGAACGCAACUUUGACCUUUUCAAGCUGCUUUUAAACACAUUGGACGACAUCAAUCAACUGGAUGGCGCGGGAUUCGCAGCCAUACACUUAUUGACAGCGCCGGAGUAUAUCGAGUGGCUUCCUCACCUUCUGAGAAGACCCGAUGUAGAUCUCAACCUUCUCUCGAAUGGGUUGGAGGACGAUCGCACAAGGGUCUUACGUCGGGCCCCGCUAGGCUUCGCAAUCUUCCAUGACAAUUUCAAGGCUGUUGAGAUGCUUCUCGAAGCAGGGGCCAAUCCUUGUCGCUGCCCGGGAGCAACGGAUGAUACACCAGUUUACAUGGCGGUGAAGUUUGCCAGGACAACAAAUUAUAAAAAUAGGUCAGUGAGCCAUGAUUUGAGCCCUGUCGCAAUCAAGCAUGACAAGAGCAAACUCGACAACACUGGCAACGUCGAUAUUUUGGAAUUGCUAGUGUCGUACCAAUCCCCUAUCAACACGUUAUUGAACCACAAGUCAAAGGAGUACGCAAAGUCUCCAUUGAGAUUGGCGGUGCACCUGGGGGACCAGAACAUGGUCGAGUUUCUCCUACGGCACAGAGCUGACCCCACACUGGAGGAAGCCUAUGGACUUCUUGGUCCUCUGGAUGCUGCUAUUGUUCACGGCGAUGAAGACACCACACUCGAAUUGGUCAAGACGCUUCUCGACAACAAUUUGCCCCCCAGCAUCAACUAUCUACCGGAAGACAACAACCAAGCCGACCAUGUACUCAUUGCAGCGAGUGAGCUGAAACCAGCACUGGUCCAGCUUUUACUUCACUACGGCGCUGACACGAAAUCCUUUUUGCCACCCUCUCCACAUUGCAAUUCAACGCCGCUGCUUUGUGCGGUGAAAGAAAACAAUGUCGAUAUCUGCAAGGUGCUCGUAGAGCACGAACCUGACCUGGUCAACUGCCAGUUCGAAGAGGGACUUGUAUGCGAAGCACCAAUACACGUGGCCGCCAGAGAGAGACACGUGGAAAUAGUACGCUAUCUUCUCGACGCAGGUGCCAAGCCCGAUCUGCUCUCAUAUCAUUGGCACGAAACACCGCUCUGGUCGGCAUGCUACGAUGGCAAGCUCGAAAUCGCCCAAUUGCUCUACGACAAGUCUCCAGAGACCCUCGAAACCCCAUCCUACAACGGCAGCACUCCCCUCAUCGUCGCCUGUGAAGCCGGAAACCUGCAACUGGUAAGGUUUCUCCUCGAAAAGGGGGCCGACGUCAACGCAAGGCUCUCCAUAGGCGAAUCGUGCGUCCAUAGCGCGGUGUCGAAGCACAACGGUGCUGCGCACAAGGUCGUCGACCUGCUGAUUCAACACGGGCUCGGUAUCAACGACGUUGUCGGCGCGAUCGGCUUCACCGUCCUCGGCGAGGCUUGCAGAGUUGGCGAUGCUCAAACUGUCCGGAUGUUGCUCGAGAAAGGAGCAGAUCCGUCCAAGGGACAAAAGCCGCCCGGAAACACGUCCGGGGCCUGGCGGUCUGCUUUGCAUGUAGCGGCUAUUGGUGGGCAAACCAAAAUCGUCGAAAUCUUGCUUCAAAGUCAUCAGCUGGCCUCGUUUGUCGAAAAUGUCGAUUAUUACGGGGAUAACGUCUUGCAUCUGCAUUCCCCAGGCUCUCUCGCCAAAGCCUACGAGAUCACAAACAAGAUCUAUAGAGCCUGUCAGAGGCUGGAGUCAGAAACGGGAAUCGACCACUUCCAAGCGAUGCUUACCGUCAAGAACCGUGAUCUGCACACGCCCAUAGACAUUGCACUGGGGGGCCUCCACGAGCGCUUAAGUGACGAAGCUAUGGCAAACACUGACGAAAUCAUUUGUCAGUACGUCGGAGAGCUAACCGCAGAGGACCAAAGAACCGUUUUCCACCACAAACACCUCAUGAUAGAUCUCUCUAUUCUUCUCCUACAACGAGGCGGAUACGAUCAGCAAGCCGUUAGGCUACUACAGACUUUGACCAUUCAUGUGUCAAUCAAAGAGCUGAAGGAUCGCUUGAUUGAUACGGUGGCAUGUACGAUAUGCUGCGACGUCUGCGACAGCUCCGACUGCUCCGACGACGACGACGACGACGACGACGACGAGAACGAGGUCAUGUAUUUCUGCCGGUUCUGCCGGUUCUGCCGCCUCGUCGUUUGCCAAAGUUGUGUCGAUAAAACUGAACGAGGCCAUGGACUUGUCCGUAUUCCCAUUGUGAAAGAUAGGAGGAUGUUGGACUUCAAUUCCGAAGAGAUCAAUCGGGCUUUUGAUAUCUUGAAAAAUGAUUUCGUCGUCCGGCAGAAGCCUGUGUUCGAUAGAAGUGCUUCGGCGGCUUCUUUCGAGGUAGACAGCAAUUCUGACAAUACGACACUCUCACUAGCUCUGCUUCAUGCUUUCGGAUACCUCGAGUUCCGACGCCGAGCCUGGAGUCCAUACUUGCCUCUAGCUCCAGUGGUAUACAAAAGGAUACAGCCAUGGGAGGCAGUAAUCGAGCUUCCCAGACGAGAUUUCCAGGAAUGGGUGUGGCACACAGAAACAUUUCCACUCAGAUUGCGUAACGAGCUUUACUAUUUCCUGGAGGCUGGGAAAAGAAUGGCUUACAGUGACUUGGAGGCUAUUCAAAGAGAGCAGGUCAUCAGAGAUGUUCCAGGAUUGUUUGCUCGGCAAGGUGGGUCUCAAAUUGAUGAGCGGGUUCCGGCUCGGACUAGAGGCCAAAGACGGAUGAAGGAGUUCGACAGUCAUUGAAACCGAGAGACCAGAAACGUAGCCAUGUGUUUUGAGAACCACCGAACCACUAGCGAAUAAACCACAUCUAAUAGAACUUAUUCUUGGUCCAACAAGAAGCUCUGCAACACAGCAGCGUACUUCUCUGGCUGCUCCAGAUGAACACAAUGCCCGCCAUCACUGAUUGUUACC
Colletotrichum navitas is the source of this 6569-nucleotide messenger RNA. Its product is annotated as ankyrin repeat-containing domain protein. Bases 387 to 6398 code for a protein of 2003 amino acids. NCBI's taxonomy places the organism in Eukaryota, Fungi, Ascomycota, Sordariomycetes, Glomerellales, Glomerellaceae. The record is from RefSeq and is a predicted model, not a curated record. The transcript is spliced from 9 exons. Gene Ontology annotation, molecular function: protein binding.